Messenger RNA from Gigantopelta aegis, 2396 nucleotides. RefSeq lists its product as uncharacterized. Gene Ontology annotation, molecular function: protein binding. The record is from RefSeq and is a predicted model, not a curated record. Gene Ontology annotation, biological process: regulation of DNA-templated transcription. Lineage: Eukaryota; Metazoa; Mollusca; Gastropoda; Neomphalida; Peltospiridae. The coding region runs from base 1 to 1485 and encodes 494 amino acids. The transcript is spliced from 12 exons.
AUGUACUGUGAGAUUUCAGAGAAAAGUCGACAGGAAGGAUGGGAGGUUGGCCGCACCAAGGUGUUUCUGCCACUGUGGGGUGACUCAACCCUGGACUCGCUGCUGGAUCAGGAGGUGAGACACGUGGUCGUUGUUCAGAGUGUCGCUCGUGGCUUCCUCGUCAGACGCUGGUUCGGCCGCCUUGCGCAGACACAGGACACGCAUGCGCUCCAACUCAGUCAGCUGGCAGACGACAUCUUUCAAAAUGGCGGCCGAGCUUUCUACGCGCAGCGGGAACAGCGAGAUCAUGACCGCAGAAAAUACGACAGAUACAUUCAUGGGCAUGAUCAACAUCGCCGCAGUAGAAGGAGUCAGCAUUCUCCAAGAUACGAUCGAUGGGGUAACCCCGUUGACGCUCACAUUGAAUCCAGUAGGUAUUCCAGGAGAACUAGCUAUGAUUCCGAUGACAUAGAAGACUUCCAAGAGAGGGUGCUGCGGUCGGUGAUUGGACGGAAGGAGGAAUUAGACACGUCCACGUGGUGCAAGGUUAUCUGCAUGGAGUACGAGCGAGAAGUCGGAAAAGUCUACGUGCAGGAAAAAGAGUUCAUCGUUGACGGAUCGUAUAACAAGUUUGACGGACAGAGACUAGGUCUGGGUGUGUUCCAGAACAGUGACCGAGAUAAAUUAACAGAAGAUAUACGAGGUGCAAUAAUGGAGGGCGUAGCUUUAAGCAAAGACGCAGAAGGCAAUAUCUGGGCGAAACGGCUAUCCCGCAAUGACGUCAUAGCCAAAGGUUACCACGAUCCCGGGAACCACUGUCUGUCUGCGGAGGUUGUCCUACAAAAGGGACGUCUGCCUUACCAGGAACAGGUCAAGAUAUUCGACGCCAGAGAGUUCAAGAGUCACAUGGGUCUCCACAUGAAGGGCAAGAAAAAGGGAAGGUUAGAGUUCCUCAGUCUGAUCGGUCUGAGCUUUAUCCAGGACAAACUAGACGACCUUGACACCCCGUGCUGGGUCUGUCUCGUCAAUAUACUGGCGCUAACUGCUCUGGAAAGCAAUGACGUGUUACAGGAAGUUGAGAUGAUGAUUGCUGGGGUACACCUGAAAACGGAGGAAGAAACAGAAGAAGAAAGUAACAAGAUGGUUGUUAAGAAACGUCAUCACCGUAACAGCUGGUCAAAGACCGACCACAGAGACCACCUGAACGCCAAGGACUCCCCGAGGAAACUCAGAGAGAUGCUGAGACGACAAGGAGACAGCGUGUCAACUCACAUGGACUACAGCUGGAAUAGACAGCCCAGUGGUUAUGCAGGUAACAUGAUGACAGUGGACGACCUGCACGAAAUGGCCGAUCAGGAACAGUACGGUUCGCAUCCUGAUGUUUUGGGGAGAAGGAAUUCUAAACAGAGGGACUGGGCCAAGGUGAAGGUUACACUAAAGGAAAUGUCUGCAAAGCAAACAGAAGAGACAGAAGCUGCCCAGAAGACAAUGUACACUAGAUACUGAAACGCAAGGAACUGAAAACACUGUACAAUAGAUACUGAAAUACAAAGAACUGAAGACACUGUACAAUAGAUACAGAAACAUAAAAAACUGAAGACACUGUAAAAUAGAUACUGAAACGCAAGGAACUGAAAACACUGUACUGAAAAAAAGAAAGAAUUGAAGACACUGUACACUAUGUACUGAAAUACAAAGGACUGAACACAAUGCAUACUAGAUACUGAAAAACAAAUAACUGAAUUCACUGUACACUAGAUACUAAACCACAAAGGACUGAAGACACUGUAUACUAGAUACUGAAAUACAAGGGACUGAAGACACUGUACACUAGAUACCGAAAUACAAGGGACUGAAGACACUGUACACUAGAUACUGAAACACAAUGGACUGAAGACACUGUAUAAUAGAUACUGAAACACAAUGGACCGAAGACACUGUACAAUAGAUACUGAAACACAAGGGAAUUAAGACAGUACACUAGAUACUGAAACGCAAGGCACUGAAGACACUGUACACUAGAUACUGAAAUACAAGGGGUUGACGACACUGUACACUAGAUACUGAAACACUAGGAACUUAAGACACUGAACACUAGAUACUGAAAUACAAGGAAUUGAAGACACUGUACACUAGAUACCGACCUGGGGCUGGGAGCAGACUCAUGCGUUAGCCGCCGGAAAUACAUUAUACACAAAAUGUGAAACAAACACAGAAAAACAAUGCAAUGAUUUCUGAUUUACCAGAGUAUACUAAAACCACAAAUCCCAGAUAAAAACAAACUAGUGAAAAGACUAUUUCAGAAACCGUGUACUUGUGUGUCCGUCUGAAGAAGGAAACAUGUUUUAUUUAUGGGACUAUCAUGGGUGUGUAGUCAUGUUAAAAGGGUUUCGCCAAAUAAAAUAUUUUUUACAUUA